Molecule: messenger RNA, 3555 nt
Organism: Jatropha curcas
Lineage: Eukaryota; Viridiplantae; Streptophyta; Magnoliopsida; Malpighiales; Euphorbiaceae
Product: calmodulin-binding transcription activator 3
Biological process (GO): regulation of transcription by RNA polymerase II
Cellular component (GO): nucleus
Molecular function (GO): double-stranded DNA binding; transcription coregulator activity; protein binding
Source: RefSeq, a predicted model, not a curated record
CUUCGUGCGAAAGUAACGGAAAUGCGACGUAGGAUAUUGGCCCCACGCCUACACAUAUACUACUGCUAGUAUGAUAUUCGGGCAGUGUGUACACAGACCAAUCAGACAUUGACUUUGAUUACAUAGGAGCUCUCUCUCUUUUUUAUUAUUUUUAAUUCAGUGGAUUUCACUCGAUCCUCUCUUCUCUCUCGUUGCUCCUUUCAAGGUUUCUGCAACUGUAAUCAGAGAUUGGCUCAUGAAAUCUAUGGUUUAUAUUAAUGGCUGAGACUAGAAGAUAUCUUCCUAAUCAAGCACUUGCAGAUUUACGGCAGAUUUUGGAGGAAGCGAAACACCGUUGGCUUCGGCCAAGUGAGAUCUUAGAAAUAAUUCAAAACUAUCAGAGGUUUAAGUUGACUCCAGAUCCACCUAUUAGGCCUUCAGCUGGUUCUUUAUUCUUGUUUGAUCGAAAAGCACUUCGAUACUUUCGUAAAGAUGGUCACCGUUGGAGGAAGAAAAAAGAUGGAAAAACUGUCAGAGAAGCUCAUGAAAAGUUGAAGGCUGGCAGUGUGGAUGUUCUUCAUUGUUACUAUGCCCAUGGAGAGGAAAAUGACAGCUUUCAACGACGAUGUUACUGGAUGCUUGAUGCGAAGUUGGAGCAUAUUGUCCUUGUGCACUACAGAGAAGUAAAAGAGGGGUACAGGUCUGGUGUAUCUCAUUUGCUAUCACCUCCAGUUGCAAAGGUUGACAGCCCUCAACCCUUUUCUGCUUCACCCUUUCCGCAAACAGCAUCUCCAGCUUUUACAGCUCAGACGUCUUAUGCAUCGAGUCAAAACAGAGCUGUCUGGAAUGAUCAAACAUUAUCUUCAGAACUUGAGGAGGUUGAUUCUAGAGAUGAUCCCAGAGCAGAAUCCUUUACUGGACCUGGCUACAGUCCCGUGCCACAUAAUGGUUCUUUAUUUGCUACUGAAGUUGAAGGACUCCAUGUGUCAUCACAGAAUCCUGCUGGAUCAUUUUUUAUUGGAGCUAAUCACAGCACUGGAUCAUCCCUGUGGACUGACAAUCCCAGCUUCAGCAAAACAGCAUAUGAUGUGCUUGACAAGAAAUUCUAUAUUGGACAACCUGGUGGAACUGACUUCAUUUCAAAUAAGUCAAAUUCUGAAUUAGGUGGUGAUGCUCCAGAUGCUGUGGCUCCUGCAGAUCGAUUGACUAUUGACAUAGAUGAUCAAGCACUAGUAGGAGCAGUUCCUCAGAGAUUAAUUCAGGAGCACGAUUUUAAUUUGAUUCAUCCCCAGUUUCUUAAUCAUUCUAGCUUUCAGACAGCUGCUUCUACUGCCGAAACUGAUGACAAGUCCAAAGAUGGUGAAUCUGCAAAUGAAUUAGGGGAGCUUAAGAAACUUGACAGUUUUGGAAGAUGGAUGGAUAAGGAAAUUGGUGGAGAUUAUGAUGAUUCUUUGAUGGCCUCUGACUCUGGCAAUUAUUGGAAUUCAGUGGGUGCUGAGAAUGAAGACAGGGAAGUCUCCAGUUUAUCACAUCACAUGCACUUGGAUAUUGAAUCAUUGGGUCCUUCUCUUUCCCAAGAACAAUUAUUUAGCAUUCGUGAUUUCUCUCCAGACUGGGCUUAUUCUGGUUCUGAAACAAAGGUUCUAAUAAUUGGCAUAUUUUUAGGAAGCAAGAAGUUUUCCCAGGAAACCAAAUGGGGAUGUAUGUUUGGUGAAAUUGAAGUUACUGCUGAAGUUCUGACAGAUAAUGUUAUCAGAUGUCAUGCUCCUCUACAUGCUACUGGGCGGGUCCCAUUCUAUAUCACCCGUCGUAACAGAUUAGCAUGUAGUGAGGUAAGGGAAUUCGAGUUUCGUGAGAAUCCAUCAAGCAUCGCUUUUUUGACCAUCAGAAGUGUGCAAGAUAAGAUGCUCCAUUUGCAAGUGCGUCUAGCAAAGUUACUAAAUCUAGGCCCAGAUAGGAAAUGGUUGGAUUGCUCAAUUGAGGGAUGCAACAAAUGUAAGCUAAAGGAGACCUUAUAUUCAAUGAGGAAAGGUAGCACUGAUGAAGUCACUUGUGUUGAAACCAAAGAUAAUUUGGUCCAGAGUUUGCUGAAGGACAGGCUUUGUGAGUGGCUGAUCUUUAAAGUUCACGAAGGAGGUAAAGGGCCAGAUGUGUUGGAUGAUGAAGGCCAAGGAGUUAUUCACUUGACUGCUGGUCUUGGUUAUGAUUGGGCUGUGAGACUUGUAGUGGCUGCCAGUAACAAUCCUAAUUUCAGGGAUGCACAGGGAAGAACUGCACUUCACUGGGCAUCAUUUUUUGGGAGAGAAGAAACAGUUAUUGCACUUGUUAGAUUGGGUGUGGAUCCAGCUGCCGUUGAUGAUCCAACCACAGCGUUUCCUGGCGGACGAAUUGCAGCUGAUUUAGCAUCAAGUCAAGGACAUAAAGGAAUAGCUGGAUACUUGGCUGAAGCAUUUUUAACUAGUCACCUUUCUUCAUUAAAUAUCAAAGAUGUGACAGAUAGUGUUACUGCUACCAUUGCGGCUGAGAAGGCUACUGAGGAUCUAGACCAAGUCGCUAUUCCGUUAAAUGGGCUAGUGGAUGAUCAGUCCUUGAAAGGAUCUCUUGCUGCUGUCAGAAAAUCAGCUCUUGCAGCAGCUCUUAUUCAAGCAGCCUAUCGGUCUUAUUCUUUCAACUGUAAACAAUUUCCUAAGAUCAGUGAUGAUUCUGAAGUUUCACUUGACCUGGCUGCCCUUGGUUCUCUGAACAAGGAUCAAAGGAGUCACUUUGAAGAUUAUUUGCAUUCUGCAGCUGUAAAGAUCCAACAGAAAUAUCGUGGCUGGAAGGGGAGAAAAGAUUUUUUGAAGAUACGCAACCGAAUUGUAAAAAUUCAGGCUCAUGUGAGGGGACAUCAGAUACGUAGGCAAUAUAAAAAAGUUCUUUGGUCUGUCAGUAUUGUUGAGAAGGUAAUACUGCGUUGGAGGCGUAAGGGAUCUGGUUUGCGAGGAUUUCGGGCAGAAAAGAUAACAGGAGAUGCAGUAUCAGAAACUGACAAAACUGAUGAAUAUGAAUUUCUGAGCAUUAGCCGCAAACAGAAGUCUGCUGGAGUUGAAAAUGCUCUUGCAAGGGUCAAGUCAAUGGUUCGAGACCCUGCAGCACGUGAUCAGUACAUGAGGCUAGUUGCAAAAUCUGAGAAUCUCAAGAUGAGUGAUGAAGGGAUUAGGGUAUCAGAAGAUGAAAGUUAAUUGUUAAUGAUAGUUGACAAUUUCAUAUCGUAAUAGCUGAUUAAUGAUCUGGUCAGUUGAUGUCAGUAUUAGAUGGAAUCAAGCUGCUGCAUGGUUCAUCUGGCUUGCUAAUCAUCAUUCAAUAACUAACAUCAAGGAUUGUUUUUGUUACCAAAAUCUAAUGGGGGAAUAGGAUUGGGUAAGUUGAAUUGUACAAAAGCACUAGUCAAUCUUUAGCUGGUAUAGUGGAAAAGGAAUUUGCUCCUGUCAAUUUGAGUAGAUGAACAUGGCAUCAGCGUUUAGAAUCUGAAAAUGGCGUUUGCCUAAUUUCAAUUUUUUAACAAAGCAAAAGGCAAGUGUGUCUGUGAUUCUCUCA